AAUAAUACAUCUCUGCAUCAUCGAACACCGUGGUUCAUGCUCAUGUUGAGGGUUCAUAAUAUUAUUGGCAGUUUAGGAAGGCAGCAAAAUAUCUAUGUGAUCACAACGAGAUUUUGUGAGAAAGAGAAAGAUUUUUUGUGAAACAGAAGAAUAUAGCUAGCUUGCUUCCUAGCAUGCUAGCUCGGAUGGUUAGGUAGGUAGGUUUAGCCAGCACCAUGCCGGUCAGCGACAGGAGCAAGAAAAAGCAUGGAAAAGAUACAGCGGUUCAGGGGACCAAUGACAGCAGUGUGGUUAGCAAGGUGUCGGCGGCCGCUCAGGGCUAUUUCUCGGAUGACUUCCUGAAGAGUUUUGUAUGCAAAGUGUCUAGAAGAGCCCCACUCAUCAACAGGGGUUACUACGUGCGCUGGAGAGCUGUGGACCACUGCGUCAAGCAGUUUCUGCGUGUGACCGAAGGCUGUGCGCGACGGCAGGUGCUGUCUUUAGGAGCAGGGUUUGACUCUCUCUACUUUCGGCUGCAUGCCGAGGGGGCCCUGGAGGCGGUUGUGGUGUUCGAGGUUGACUUCCCUGACGUUGCUCAGCGUAAAGCUGCAUUGAUCAAUGCCAGUACCUGCCUAAAACAGGCACUGUCAGACUGGGAUCCCCGUUCAUCCCAACCCAAUGGCCCCGUUAAUAUUGUCAGCGGUCAGUACUGUCUGCUGGGUGUGGAUGUGCGGGUGGAGAAGGAUGUGGAAGGAGCUCUGAGCAGGGCGGGGUUACAGUGGAGUGCCCCCACCCUGCUUCUGUCAGAGGUGGUCCUCACCUACAUGGACACACAUCGGUCGGACACUGUGAUUGGCUGGGCAGCGAAAAAAUUCCCCGAGUCACUGUUCGUGAUGUACGAGCAAGUCCGCCCACAUGACCCCUUUGGCAGAGUUAUGCAGGACCACUUCCUGAAGCUGAAUUCUGCUCUGCACGCGCUCAGUCACUACCCCAAUACGACUGCGCAGAGGCAGAGAUUCCUGGACAGGGGUUGGGAGUGCUGUGAGAUUCUGGACAUGAACCAGUUCUACCUGGGGCUUGUAUCAGAGAAAGAACGGCACAGAGUGGAAAGUUUGGAACCAUUUGACGAAUUUGAGGAGUGGCACCAGAAAUGUUCUCACUACUUUAUCCUCACUGCCUCCAAAGGCCCUCUAACAAGUCAGGCAAAGAUCACCCCUCCCCCCGUGUCACCAGUUCCCUGUAUAUCACCUGUGUUGAGCCCCCAAACCCUCUGUGUGCGGCCCUUGCCGGGGGAUGCCCAGGGGCUCUGUGCGGAGGGCCUUGGGAUGGCAUCCAGCGUUUUGGGGCCAGGGGUGAUCAUGCUGAGUGGAGGGUCAGGUCGCGUUGGCAGAGGGGGUGCAGUGAAGGUCCUAAUCAGAGACCAGGCUGGUUGGAGAUGUGUCUGUAUGGAGCCCAAUACUGGUGUCCGUAUGUACCACACACUGACAGCUGUGCCCCAGUGGGGUGCAGUGAUUUUCGGUGGCCGCUCUUCUCCACUCAGCCCUGUCAGAAGUGUACUCAGGGUGACCUAUGACCCCUCUUCCCUGCCUGAAUCAUAUGACACAGCCAAUCACAUGUCAGAUGGACUGUCUUUUAAAGAGAUGCCCUGCACUGGCAAUGCACCACUUGCAAGAUGGCGACACACUACAACCCUUCUGAGAUACAGAGGUCAAAACUUCCUGUUUGUGUUUGGAGGCCGAACAGAAGCGGAAUCAGUACUGGGAGAUGCCCACUUCCUGUGUGUGGAAGAACAACAUUGGGCAGCAGUGCCCGUAGAGGGUGACCCACCCGAAGCUCGCCACUCCCAUUCAGCUUGUGGGUUUGACGGAGGGGUGGUGAUUUUUGGAGGGUUGGGUCGAGAUGGAGUCCCGCUGGGUGACGCAAUCUUCCUGCGGCCCACCGCCACAGGUUUCUGUUGGGAGAGGCUGUUGGUCCAACCUGCUCUUGUGCCCAGGUACUCUCACUCUGCACACGUGAUUGGCCAGAACCUGGUGUUGGUGGGUGGGGUUUGGCUGCAGGCAGAGGGUGUGCCGGGAAUUGCAGUGAUAAACCUGACCACAGGGGGCAGUGUAGAGUACAGCCUGGACACUUCUUGUGUCCCCUGGCCCCUCAUGCUGCACUCCUUCUGCUCCGAGCCCCUGGACAGUGCCGGGACAGUGAUUGCACUGAUAGGAGGAGGGGGCAACUGCUUUUCUUUCGGGACCCAUUUCAACCCUCAGCCUGUCACUGUGGAUCUAAAGCCUGUGCUCUGAGACGCACUGCGUGCAUUGCGAUUGGAUACAGCUGAGUU
This is a messenger RNA of Megalops cyprinoides (Indo-Pacific tarpon), 2308 nucleotides long. It is a transcript of the gene lcmt2, whose product is annotated as leucine carboxyl methyltransferase 2. Gene Ontology annotation, molecular function: protein binding; tRNA methyltransferase activity. NCBI's taxonomy places the organism in Eukaryota, Metazoa, Chordata, Actinopteri, Elopiformes, Megalopidae. The transcript has 14 exons. The record is from RefSeq and is a predicted model, not a curated record. Gene Ontology annotation, biological process: tRNA methylation; wybutosine biosynthetic process. Bases 216 to 2270 code for a protein of 684 amino acids.